ACACUCUCCGCCUCCGGCUCCGGUUCCUUCUUUCUCUCCACGUCACGGACAUCAUGCGGGGAAAAAGUCCCAAACUCCAACAGACUGCAGGCGAAUCUCCGUCUUCUCCUGUGGAGAGCAGGUGCUCACACACAAGUAGCUGCUGUGCUUCCACUGAGGCGUGUUUUUAAAGGGACAUUCGUCACGUAUUAUACACUGACUGACUGGACGAAUCACUGUGUUUGAGUUCAUGUCUGUCUGUGUCUCUCCGCUGCUGAGGAGACGCCCCCCCACAGCAGCUAUCGGACUCCCACGGUGAAUCAUUAACCUCAGCAGUGUGAGGUGCUCUUCGUCCACAACAUUCACUGAGGAACAAACAACAACAACAACAACAACAGAGGGACGGGGACAUCAUCAAGGUCACUAUUCCAGCUGGACACGUCAUAUAUACACAGCGUGGGAUGUCACAAAGUGAACGAUGUAACAGUGCAGAUUAAAUCUGUUUUGGGGGCGAGAGAAGUUGACCAUUAACCUCUCCUGGGUGAUUGCAAGCACGCGUCCACUGGUCCACUUCUGUGCCGUGGAUCCUGAGGCAAAGUUCACAGACAACAGCAGACGUCUGUCAGUCAGUCAGACAGUCACUCACAGUUGGUGUUGUAGUGUUGCCUGCAGUCAUGGCUACAGUGAAUUAUGGAUACUACAGAGGAACUAUAUUUCUGGCCAUGUUUGUUGGCUACACACUGUACUACUUUAACAGAAAGACGUUCUCCUUUGUGAUGCCGGCUGUCAUGGAGGAGAUCGAGCUGGACAAGGAUGACCUGGGAAUGAUCACCAGCAGUCAGUCUUUGGCCUACGCUAUCAGUAAGUUCAUCAGCGGCGUGCUUUCAGACCAGAUCAGCGCCCGCUGGCUCUUCUCCAUUGGCCUGUUCAUGGUGGGAGGCAUCAAUGUUGUCUUCUCCUGGUCGUCCACGGUGGCCGUCUUCUCUGCCCUGUGGUUUCUCAACGGCCUCGGUCAAGGCCUUGGUUGGCCUCCCUGUGGCAGGGUGCUGCGCAAGUGGUUUGAGCCGUCUCAGUUUGGGACGUGGUGGGCCGUCCUCUCCUGCAGCAUGAAUCUGGCUGGCAGCCUGGGGCCCAUCAUUGCCACGGUGUUGGCCGAGAGUUACAGCUGGAGGACGAUACUGUCCGUCUCUGGACUGAUUUGUGUGGCCGUCUCCUUCGUCUGCCUGCUGGUCAUCAAGAAUGAGCCUAAGGACGUGGGACUGCCCAACAUCGAGACAGCAACCAAGAAGAGCAAAGGGGGAUCCUCAAGUAAUGAAAGCACCCUCUCUGAGUUUCUGCUGUCUCCUUACCUGUGGCUGCUCUCUGUGUCCUACCUGGUGGUGUUCGGGGUGAAGACGGCCUGCACUGACUGGGGCCAACUGUUUCUCAUUCAGGACAAGGGCCAAUCUACAUUCAUGGGUAGCUCAUACAUGAGUGCCCUGGAGGUGGGGGGACUGUUGGGCAGUCUUGCAGCAGGAUACCUCUCUGACAAGGCUGUGGCCAAACAAGGAAUGAGAAUCUAUGGCAAUCCCCGUCACUUCAUCCUGAUCUGCAUGAUGGUUGGUAUGAGUGUGUCCAUGUACCUGUUCAGAAUCACAGUUUCUCCCGUCAGCUCAAAGGCGUGGAUUCUCAGUUUGGGUGCUGCAUUUGGUUUUUGCUCUUAUGGACCGAUUGCAUUGUUUGGUGUCAUAGCCAAUGAGAGCGCCCCAUCCAACUACUGUGGGACAUCGCAUGCCAUUGUUGCCUUGAUGGCCAACAUUGGUGGCUUCCUGUCCGGACUACCGUUCAGCACAAUUGCAAAGCACCAUGGCUGGGAAAUGGCCUUCUGGGUAGCAGAGAUCGCCUGUGGUGUCACCGCUGUUGGAUUCUUUCUGCUGCGCAACAUCCAGUCAAAGAUGGGAAGAGUGUCCAAGAAGACAGACUAAAGCUUUAUGCCUCAUUCUUGAACCAUCAAUGUGUUAUAAUAUUUGUACUGACCUUUUAUACCGCUGUGUUUUUUCAGUUAUUCAUACAGGUUUAGACAAAGAUCAUGGAUAAAAGUUUUUAAGGUGCUUCCGAACACACAGUGUUUAGACUAGUGAAUAUAAAUGAGGAUUUAUGUCAUAAGCACAACGAAAGCGCGGUAUAGAAACGCGUAUAUUGUAGAAUAUUUGUACUUGUUAUAACAUUGUAAUUAUCAAUCAUGAAUGGAAUUACACCGAAUAUAUGAUACUUACUCAUGGUGCUGCCUGCAUCAUACCCAAAGACUUCAAUGAAUGACACUUUGUUAUUGUGCUUUUUCGUUUAUACUCGGAAAGAAACAUGACACAUGAAACAUUAA
Solea senegalensis (Senegalese sole) is the source of this 2338-nucleotide messenger RNA. RefSeq names its product solute carrier family 37 member 4a (gene slc37a4a). Gene Ontology annotation, cellular component: endoplasmic reticulum membrane. The transcript is spliced from 8 exons. Bases 654 to 1943 code for a protein of 429 amino acids. The record is from RefSeq and is a predicted model, not a curated record. Gene Ontology annotation, molecular function: glucose 6-phosphate:phosphate antiporter activity. Lineage: Eukaryota; Metazoa; Chordata; Actinopteri; Pleuronectiformes; Soleidae. Gene Ontology annotation, biological process: glucose-6-phosphate transport; phosphate ion transmembrane transport.